Trachemys scripta elegans is the source of this 3008-nucleotide messenger RNA. It is a transcript of the gene BRINP3, whose product is annotated as BMP/retinoic acid inducible neural specific 3. Gene Ontology annotation, biological process: negative regulation of mitotic cell cycle; positive regulation of neuron differentiation. The transcript is spliced from 9 exons. Lineage: Eukaryota; Metazoa; Chordata; Testudines; Emydidae. The coding region runs from base 521 to 2908 and encodes 795 amino acids. The record is from RefSeq and is a predicted model, not a curated record.
CCCGCUGCUAUAUCUAUCAGCAUGACUACAGCCUCGUUCACUAGUUCUCUCUGUAUCUCAUUGUCUCCACCACAUCCUUGUACUUCUCUGUACAGAUUUCUCUGUGCUCCUUCCUCUCGAGCUGGGUUGGCAGAGCCUCUCGCCUUUUUAACAUUUAGAAAGUCUCACGGUUUGUUAUUAUUUAUCUCUUUUGCCUGGGGAUCAUCACAGACCCCACUGCCCACACACAGACACGCACACUUUUCUUGGCAUAUUCGAUUCUUUUAUCUUUCUCUCUUUCUCACACACACACAAACACACAAAGUGGUUUCUUUUACUUGGCGGUGUGCCAGUAGGAACUGCUGAUUAUUUCUAAAGGGCCACCACCAUGCAGAUCACUUUUUUAGCUUGAAGCUGAAGAUCAUGGAAUGUCUGCUUGGAUUCUGGCUUCGUUUCGCUCACAAUCAUCUCGCUUCCUGAAAUUUCACCUGGUGUUGAGGGAAAGCUAAGAGAAUGAAGACUCUAAGCCCACAGUGGAAGCAUGAUAUGGCGAUGCAGUGGUGGUGCUGAAUUGUUCUCUCUGAUGGCUCUAUGGGAGUGGAUAGCACUGAGUCUUCAUUGCUGGGUUUUAGCGGUUGCUGCCGUUUCGGAUCAGCAUGCCACAAGCUCCUUCGACUGGCUCCUCUCUGAUAAGGGACCCUUCCAUCGCUCACAGGAAUACACAGAUUUUGUGGACAGAAGUCGACAGGGAUUUAGCACAAGAUACAAGAUUUACAGAGAGUUUGGCCGCUGGAAAGUAAACAAUCUAGCUGUCGAAAGAAGAAAUUUCCUUGGCUCCCCACUGCCUCUCGCACCUGAAUUCUUUCGCAACAUAAGACUACUAGGACGUCGCCCAACCCUUCAGCAAAUCACAGAGAACCUUAUCAAGAAAUAUGGGACACAUUUCCUACUGUCAGCUACCUUGGGAGGAGAGGAGUCACUCACAAUUUUUGUGGACAAGCGGAAGCUGAGUAAGCGAUCAGAAGGAAGUGAUCCCAGCACCAACAGUUCUUCUGUGACUCUGGAGACUCUGCACCAACUGGCAGCCUCUUAUUUCAUUGACAGGGACAGUACUCUCCGUAGACUUCACCAUAUUCAAAUUGCCUCCACUGCCAUCAAGGUAACAGAAACCCGGACUGGUCCUCUUGGCUGCAGUAACUAUGACAACCUAGAUUCUGUCAGUUCUGUUCUGGUUCAGAGUCCUGAAAAUAAGAUUCAGUUACAAGGUCUUCAGCUCAUCCUGCCUGAAUAUCUGCAGGAGCGUUUUGUGCAGGCAGCUUUGAGUUAUAUUGCCUGCAAUUCAGAGGGGGAGUUUAUCUGCAAAGAUAAUGAUUGCUGGUGUCAGUGUGGCCCCAGAUUCCCAGAGUGCAACUGUCCGUACAUGGACAUUCAAGCCAUGGAAGAAACCCUGCUUCGCAUAAGUGAAACCUGGAAUGCUUACAACAGCGAAUUUGAAGAGUCAGAUUCUGUUGGAUCUUUGCAGAGACAAGGGAAGAGACGCAUGGAUAAUGAAGCCUGCAGUGUCUCUCCCUGCUCACAAGAAACAAAAGAUGAAUUCAAGUUCUUUAUGAAAAGGCUGCCCAUGAACUAUUUCCUCAACACGUCUACCAUAAUGCAUUUGUGGACAAUGGAUUCUAAUUUUCAGCGUCGCUAUGAGCAACUGGAAAACAGCAUGAAACAACUUUUCCUUAAGGCACAGAAAAUUGUACACAAGCUCUUUAGCCUAAGUAAGAGGUGCCAUAAACAGCCACUCAUCAGCUUGCCAAGACAGAGAUCGUCAAUCUACUGGCUAAACCGCAUCCAGUCCUUUCUGUACUGCAAUGAAAAUGGUCUUCUGGGAAGCUUUUCUGAAGAGACUCAUUCGUGCACCUGCCCUAAUGAUCAGGUCGCCUGCAAUGGUUUCCUUCCCUGCAUUGUGGGAGAUGGCUCUGCAUGUUUGACCUGUGCACCUGACAACCGCACCCGCUGUGGGAACUGUAAUACUGGAUACAUGCUGAGCCAAGGGCUUUGCAAGCCUGAAGUGGCAGACUCCACAGAGCACUACAUUGGGUUUGAGACAGAUCUUCAGGACCUGGAGAUGAAGUAUUUAUUGCAAAAAACAGACCGGAGGAUUGAAGUCCAUGCCAUUUUCAUCAGCAAUGACAUGCGCCUCAAUAGCUGGUUCGAUCCCUCCUGGCGCAAACGGAUGCUCCUUACCCUUAAGAGUAACAAGUACAAGUCUAGCUUGGUCCAUAUGAUACUGGGUAUCUCUCUUCAAAUUUGCCUAACAAAAAACAGCACCUUGGAACCUGUUCUAGCUGUUUACGUCAACCCUUUUGGAGGCAGCCACUCUGAAAGCUGGUUCAUGCCUGUGAAUGAAAACAGUUUCCCAGACUGGGAGCGGACUAAGCUGGACUUACCUCUUCAGUGUUAUAACUGGACGCUGACUCUAGGCAACAAGUGGAAGACAUUUUUUGAAACAGUACAUAUCUACUUGAGGAGUCGAAUUAAGUCAAAUGGUCCAAAUGGCAAUGAAAGCAUCUACUACGAACCCCUGGAAUUUAUCGAUCCUUCACGUAACCUAGGCUACAUGAAAAUCAACAACAUCCAAGUGUUUGGCUACAGCAUGCACUUUGACCCAGAAGCAAUUCGGGACUUAAUUUUGCAGCUGGACUACCCCUAUACUCAGGGAUCACAGGACUCAGCACUUUUGCAGCUAUUAGAGAUACGGGACCGUGUAAAUAAACUCUCCCCGCCUGGCCAGCGUCGUCUAGACCUGUUCUCUUGCUUGCUACGCCAUAGACUCAAACUAUCUACCAGUGAGGUGGUGAGGAUUCAAUCCGCUUUGCAGGCCUUUAAUGCCAAAUUACCAAACACAGUGGAUUAUGACACAACCAAAUUAUGUAGUUAACCAUCAAUGUGAAGCACAACACAAAACCUUGAAGGAGUUUUUACAGUGCUUUUGUGGAACAGUUUAUGUUUGGAAGAGUAAAUUUAAAUUGUCUUUUCAA